Molecule: messenger RNA, 3420 nt
Organism: Phycomyces blakesleeanus NRRL 1555(-)
Lineage: Eukaryota; Fungi; Mucoromycota; Mucoromycetes; Mucorales; Phycomycetaceae
Exons: 22
Coding region: 1-3420 (1139 amino acids)
Biological process (GO): transcription-coupled nucleotide-excision repair
Cellular component (GO): nucleus
Molecular function (GO): ATP binding; ATP-dependent chromatin remodeler activity
Source: RefSeq, a predicted model, not a curated record
AUGAGCGACAGUAGCGAUGACUUCUCAUCUUCACCAUUAUCAGAUGAAGAGGAAUUUUCAAGUGACGAGGAAAAUGAAAACCAACUGUAUAGACCUCAAAAUGACCUAAUCUUGGAGGUGUCUACACCAAUUGCACAAAACAAAGUUAACACCGAGUUGAAGAACUUGGGUGUGGGAUUAGUAGACCAGACAGUGCUAGAACAAAACAUUAUUGCACAGGCAGACAAGGCCUUGACUGAACAAGACGAUAUAUUGGAUCAAAAACGAUUAUCCAAAACAUACAAAGAGAUUGAAGCAGCACAAAAACAAUUGGCUAUUUUGAAAUUGAAGCUCAAAGACAAGACAUUAACCUCAUUAGAAAAAGAUGGGCUAGUACCACAAUUUAAUAAACAGGCUGCUAGAUUACGCGCAGCAAAAUCAGACGAAGAAGAUAUAUUAAAUCGAUUAAAAGAACGAGAAGAAGAACGAAUUCGUUCUGCAUCAGGAGAAACCGUAAAUAAGAAUUUAAGGCGCCACGAUGAAACACAAAAGGAAUAUCUUAUCCGUACUGGAAAAAUAACCCCAUUUGCCAAAGAGGCCGAUUUUGAAAACGAUAUUCAGAGCAGCUCAUCAGGGCCAUCUGCCCCAUCAUUACCGGGAUCUGAGGGACACCCUAUGGCAUUCAAACACACAGUAGAGCCUUCGUUUAUAUCCAAUACAGAUGAGAGUGCCAUAUCAGAUGAUGAAUACGGUGCUUCUGAAGAAGAAAAUGAAAACGAAGACGAAGACGAGCCAUAUAUUAAUGAAGAAAAUAUUGAAGACGAAGACGCUUACAAUGAUUUGAAACAAAGAAGAAAAAAUAAAAAAGCUGAAGAUAGUAUCCGUGAUCUGUUUGAAGACGACGGGAAUGAAGCACACUAUCAGAAACGACUAAAGAGAUGGCUACAAGCUAGAAAAACCACUAUAUAUAGAGUUAAUACGCCCGGAGCAGAAAAUUUGCCUUUAGAGGAAUUUGAAGAGUGUAUAAAGUCUCAGCCUGACCUUGACCCUAGCACUGAGAUAUAUCAACCGAAUCCUGCUUAUGAAGACGCUCACUUUGAUAACCGCAUGCGUGUUCCCGGUGAAUUAUGGAAUGUUUUAUUUGAUUAUCAAAAGACAUGUAUCCGAUGGCUAUGGGAACUUCACUGUCAAGAAGUUGGAGGAAUUAUUGGUGAUGAGAUGGGACUAGGAAAGACAGUUCAGAUUAUCGCAUUUCUUUCCGGACUCUAUUAUUCAAAACUACUAGGCCCAGGCAAAGCGUCUAUAAUUGUGUGCCCGGCUACUGUGAUGAAGCAAUGGAUCCAGGAGUUCCAUCAAUGGUGGUCACCAGCGCGCGUCGCUAUUUUGCAUUCAAGUGGAAGUGGUUUGCGACUAUCCGACCCAAAUAAUAUCGACUUUGAAGUGAACGAAGAUGAUUUAUAUUAUGAAGAAAUGGAAGACGAUUAUGAGCCUGAUAGACGAGGGCAAAAAUCAAAAUACCAAAAAAGUAAAGGAAGAUCUAAUCUUCUUUUUACAAAAACCGGAAAGAAUGCAGCCGCAAUGGUAGAUCGGUUUAUCAAAAGCGGUGGGAUAUUGAUUACAACUUACAGUGGUGUUCAGACCUACCGAGAGAUAUUGUUAAAACACAAGUGGGGAUACGUAGUAUUGGAUGAAGGCCAUCAAAUAAAGAAUCCUGACUCUGAAACAACGUUAGCGUGUAAACAGUUCAAGACACCGCACAGAAUUAUUCUUUCGGGUACACCUAUUCAAAAUAAUCUCAAAGAGCUAUGGUCACUUUUUGAUUUCAUAUUUCCGGGAAGACUUGGGGAAAGUGGAUAUGCAAAUGCGACAAACGUACAAGUCCAAACUGCCUAUAAAUGCGCAUGCAUGCUAAGAGAUCUUAUAAAUCCAUAUCUGCUGAGAAGAAUGAAGGUGGAUGUUGCGCAGGACCUGCCAAAAAAGAGUGAGCAAGUAUUGUUCUGUAAGCUCACAAAGCCACAAAGACAAUCAUACGUACAGUUUAUCCAUUCUGAUGACAUGGACUCUAUCUUGGAACAUCGAAGACAGGUCCUUUAUGGAAUUGAUAUCGUGAGAAAGAUUUGUAAUCAUCCUGAUAUCAUUGAUAUAUCGAAAGCAAAAUCGAACCCGUCUUAUGGCGAUCCAGAGAAAAGCGGAAAAAUGGUUGUAGUGAGAGCUCUCCUCAAUUUGUGGAAAACCGAAAAACACCGCGUGCUUCUGUUCAGCCAAACCCGCCAAAUGCUUGACAUUAUUGAGCUGAUGGUUAAGAGUCUUGGCUAUAACUACCGUCGAAUGGAUGGCACAACACCUGUUCCACAUCGUAUGGCACUUGUACAUGAAUUUAAUACGAACGAGGAUAUCUAUGUAUUUCUUUUAACGACCAAGGUGGGCGGGCUUGGGCUUAAUCUUACCGGUGCAGACCGUGUCAUCUUAUACGAUCCUGACUGGAAUCCAUCAACAGAUAUUCAAGCAAGAGAGCGUGCAUGGCGACUUGGACAGAAGAAAGACGCAAGUAACUUAAAGUCCCUAUUUACUCUUGGAGCAGAGGAUGACACGUCUACAGAGACUGGGAGAUUAUUCAAAGGAACAGAAAUCCAUAAUAAAGACGAUCAACCGGGGAGCUCUAGUAAGAAUAAGAAGAAACGAAGUAAGAAUGAUGACGACAAUCGUCAGUUGAAAUCUCUUUCUGGAGUGAGUGGUGUCGAGAAUUAUAACGGCGAAAAGAAGGAUAAGAAAAAAAGAAACCACGAAGCAAGUGAAGAGGAUGGGGUUCUACAGAGCCUUUUUGAUAUGACGGGUAUUCAAAGUGCUCUUAAACACGAUCAAAUUAUGGAUUCGACUUCCCACGAUGAUUUAUUUGUCGAGCGUGAAGCUACACUGAUUGCGGAAAAGGCAGCAGAUGCGCUGAAAGAAUCAAGGAAACGUAGACGAAUGGCAGACAUUGGAACGCCCACAUGGACAGGAAGAUCGGGAACUGUUGGAGCUCCUCGUCAUAUUAUUGAAGUUUCAUCAUCUAGAUCACUCCCUUCUUCUCCAGCACCUCAACCACAAAGAUUUGGCUCCGGAUUCAAGGGUAUAUCGACGGGGAAAGGUAGUCUUGGAUCUUCAAGUAGUUCAGUUUUGGCACAGUUGAGAGGAAAGAAAGCUCUUCAAGAGGGAAGACCAAGUACAGCACCCCCAGAAAUACAAAGUGAUACAAAGCAAGAAGGAUUGAUUAAUAGAAUCCGUGAUUAUCUUUCUGAAAACAACGGUCAAGCUCAAAGUAAUGCUAUAAUGGACGCUUUAGACAUAGACAUUGACAGAGAACAAGUCGCGGUAUUUCGAAAAAUGCUGCAAGCCAUUGCAAGAUUUGAGAAGGAUGCCCAAGGAAGGGGCGUGUGGACUCUCAAAGAAGAGUAUUAUUGA